GGCUCCGCUGGAAGAGCUGGCACGGCAGGAGAAGGAGGAAAAGCCCAGGAGAAGCCGCAGAGCCGCGGUCAUGGGCAGCCACCCCGCCGUGCUGCUGGCGCUCGCCCUUUGCGCCCUGCUGGAAGCCGGUCUGGGCCAUCCCCCGGCCGAGUCGCACCUGGCCGCGCGGCCGAGGAGCAAGCGAUGUUCCUGCAACAGCUGGCUGGAUAAGGAAUGCAUCUACUUCUGUCACCUGGACAUCAUCUGGGUCAACACACCUGGGCACACCGCUCCCUACGGCUUGGGCAGCCCACCAAGGCGGCGCAAGAGGUCGGCGGGACGGUGCGAGUGCUCGCACUCCAGGGACAGCAUCUGUGCCACCUUCUGCCACGGCAGGCCUGGGUACCUCCAGAGUCUGAAGCUCCCCGUGAGCUCUGGAGCAUCAGCGAGGUCUCUGCAGAGCGGUGCCACGAGGCCUCCCCAUCACGGGCUGCUGAGAGCUCUCAGGGACCUCAGGGUCUCCAGCCCACGCUCCAGCAAACGCCAGCAGCGCUCGCAGAGGGACACACAGCCACCAGUUCUGCCUUGGGAUAGAAACAUCUGGAAGAAGAAAAGAUAAGAGACAGGAGCACACCAAGCUCACCAGAAGAAUUUGGAGUCCUGUGGGUGCCACCAGCUCUGCUGUCAGUUGCUAGAGCUGAAGGGAAGGCCGUGAGUGGAAGGGAAGAAGGUGGAAGUCUCCGUGUUCCUGCUGCAUGAACCAGCACUCAAGGGACUGCUGCAAAGGGAAAAACUGUCUGUCCAUCCAGUCAGAGAAGUGUCCUGGAGCUGAAUUGUGCCUUUGUGGAUCAGGCAAGGGUUGUGCUGGAGCAGCACCGGCUGGACUGUGCCCUGGAGGCCUCAGCAAGGGCUCAGCCAGAGGAACAGGGCUGGACCAGGGACUGUGCCCUGGAGCCCUCAGCCAGGGGUUCUGGGCAGGGCUGGAGCAGGCAGCACUGAGCCCAUCGCUGCCCUGAGCUCUGGAGCUGUCCAAGCCUGCCCCAUCCAAAGGGGUUUGCUGCUUGCUGCAGUCAGGGAUGAGCUGCCUCAGCCCGAGCCCACCUUUGCACUAUUUUCUCCUGUCAGUGCCCAUGGCCCAGGCUGCCGUGGUGGAACAGCUCCCGUUUUGCGUUAGAGUUUAUUUCAUCAUCCCCUGGAGUGAGCUGAGCAGUCAGGGGCACCAAGUGGCUGAGAAAUCCCUGGGGUGGAUUCCCACCUUGGCUGUGGCUGAGGGGCAGGAUCAGCUGCCCCAGGGAUGGCACCAAACCCCGCUGGGGCUCAAGGGGGGCUGAGCUUGUGCAGGAGCCCCCAGAGGCAGGGCAGGGUGAGCAGAGCCCUGGUGAGGGUCAGGGAACCCUCUCAUCUCCUUGGGCAUGCUCUCAGUGAGGAUCUGCAGCUCCUGAAUAUCCCAGCCUCCUCCCAGCUGGAGAGGGCACACAAAGCCUGGCCUGGGUCAGCUCUGAGCCAGCUCUGCACAGUAAAUGAGCAGUCAGGGCCAGCAGGUCACCGUGGGGAGGGGAAUGCAGCCAGGUGGGAAUGAUGAGGAGGGAAGAACUGGUUGGAACAGGGGCUGGGUGGUCUCUGAGGUCCUUUCCGACCCAAACCCUGUGAUUCUGUAAGGGAGCACAGCCCUGCCUGAGUCGGGCUCAGGUUUAAACCCAGCUCUGCUGGCCCAGGGGAGGGAAGGAAACAUUUGGGACAAGGACUGAGUGCAUGCAGAGCCUGGAAACCAAGCGGGCAGGCAAAGGCAGCUCUGGAGCUGUGUCACAAAUGCACUUUUGUUUGCCUGGGCAGACUGAGCUCUGCAGGAGCCAGGGCUGUCACCUGGGCAGGGCAGGUACAGAGCUGCUCUCCAUUCUGGGUCCCUCUGCUGCCCAGGACUGCACAGGAGCUCUGGAGAGGCUGCUUGAAGUUGGUGGUGGACCAAAACCUGUGGCUGUGGCAAGUGUAGUCCCAAUGGACAAGAAAAAGAAUUCCUUGAUUUUGCUUUAAGCCCCAGAGAGGGGGAAAAAAAAGACCAAUUGAUUGUAUUGUGGGUGAAAGAGCAGAUGAAUCAUUUGGUCCCCAAAGCUGCAGAGAAUCUGUUUUUAUCUUCGACCUUCUGAAGGUUGGAGUUACUCUAAAAAAACCAAAAGAAGAAAAUCCUGAAAGGGUUUGUUCCAGAGGAAAUUUUGCACAUGGUUUAAUGUGAGUAAUUUAAAAUAAAACUACUGCUGUAAAGUACUCUGUCAAUCUCCUCGUGUGUAAUGUCCCACCCUGAGUGACUUACUGCACACCUGCCAAAUGUAGCAUCCUGAAAUCUGUAUAUUUAUUUAAAUCUAUUGAUUUUUUUUAGGCAGUGACUUUCAUUGUAUAAUUUGUAAUAAAUAAUGACAACAGUCAA
This is a messenger RNA of Melospiza melodia melodia, 2401 nucleotides long. It is a transcript of the gene EDN2, whose product is annotated as endothelin 2. The coding region runs from base 71 to 598 and encodes 175 amino acids. The record is from RefSeq and is a predicted model, not a curated record. NCBI's taxonomy places the organism in Eukaryota, Metazoa, Chordata, Aves, Passeriformes, Passerellidae. The transcript is spliced from 5 exons. Gene Ontology annotation, molecular function: endothelin B receptor binding; hormone activity. Gene Ontology annotation, biological process: intracellular calcium ion homeostasis; regulation of vasoconstriction; regulation of systemic arterial blood pressure by endothelin. Gene Ontology annotation, cellular component: extracellular region.